Molecule: messenger RNA, 1475 nt
Organism: Sinocyclocheilus rhinocerous
Lineage: Eukaryota; Metazoa; Chordata; Actinopteri; Cypriniformes; Cyprinidae
Product: phosphatidylinositol 4-kinase alpha-like
Exons: 12
Source: RefSeq, a predicted model, not a curated record
GCCUUCACUCUUUCCGUAUUGCGCUCACAGGCUGAGGCUGCUGCAGAAAUCAUUGCGCGUCUUCAAUUUAUCGUGUCGCGUUGUGAAUCAUGGCGACGCGCGACUUCUACUUCAACACGGUUCUGUCGCUCGCGCGUUCUCUGGCAGCGCACCGACCAGCGCCCGGAGAGAAGGUGCAGAAGUUAUUAUGCAUGUGUCCAUGCGACAGCCGCGGCGUCUUCACUCUGGAUGUCCGCCGCAGGGAUGCUGUGAUUGCAUUGGCUGUAUUUCUGGUCGAGUCUGAUUUACAGCACAAAGACACUGUGGUAAGUUACCUGUUGAGUCUGCUGAAGGGAUUACCCAGAGUGCAAUGGGUGGAGGAGAAUGCUGGGAGGAAGUGUAAAGAGACUCUCCCAAUGGCGGAAAACUUCAGCUUCUGUCUGGUGACGCUCCUGUCUGACGUCGCUCAGAGAGACCCCGAGUCUCGCUCACAGAUUCUGGAAGCUGUGAUGGAAGUGAUGCAGUCUCUGCUGGAGAUCUGCCAGACGCCCGAGAACCAUGAUAAAGUGUACCUGUGCAGGUAUGCUGUCCCGUGUCUUCUGGGCGUGGCCCGAGCGUUCGGUCGCUAUGGUAACGGCGACGAGCCCCUCCUCUCUCAGCUGUUCCCUCGAGGAGCACCGCCGCUGGUUCAGCGCGUGUCUGUGGAGACCGAGGGCAUUCGGAGGAGAUCCUUCAAUGACUUCCGCUCCAUUCUGCCCAGUUCACUGCUCACGGUCUGUCAGGGAGACACGCUGAGACGCAAGAGCGGCAUCGCCAACCCUGACGCACAGGUGAGUCCGGACAGAGGAGGACCGUCGCCCUGCUCUCCCACAGCUCCAGGACCACAGUAUUUUGAAGGUUCGUAUCUGGCGGAUGGCGGUGUGGUGAAUCCAGAUUAUUACUUCACGACGGUCAGCUCCAGUUUCUCCAUCUCUCCUCUCUGCACUGGAGACAGCGGACAAGAAAUAAACGUCCCUUUAGAGCUGCUGAGACGCCUCUUACAGAUGGUGAAGGAUUUUGUCUCCGAUUCGUUCCUCAAGACUCUGGACGCUGUCGUGUCUGAGGUUACAGAGGCAAAUCCAGGCAUGGAUCUCUUCUACAAAGCCUUCAGCGACCCGCUGUACGUCAGCAUGUUCAAGAUGCUGCGAGACACGCUCUAUUACAUGAAAGAUGUGCAGACGAGCUUCGUUAAGGAGGUUAAUGAGUUCGUUCUGGAGCAGUUCAGCAGCAGCCAAUCAGAGAUCCAGAGGGUUCUCCGUGAGGAACGGUUGCCAGGGGAACCCAGUCCUCUCAAGCUCCGUUGUCAUGCCAACGCAGCCUGUGUGGACCUCAUGGUGUGGGCCGUCAAAGAUGAGCAAGGAGCUGAGAAUCUAUGCACUAAACUGUCAGAGAAACUUCAGUCCAAAACCUCCAGUAAAGUGAUCAUCGCUCACAUGCCACUGCUCAUCUGCUGCUUA